This is a messenger RNA of Caenorhabditis sp. 36 PRJEB53466, 6041 nucleotides long. The record is from the annotation of a GenBank genome assembly. NCBI's taxonomy places the organism in Eukaryota, Metazoa, Nematoda, Chromadorea, Rhabditida, Rhabditidae.
AUGGAAGAAGAGUUGGACUACGAUUCGGACAACUCUCUGAGCGGAGAUGCCGUUCAAGAAGGCAGCGACACCGACGAUUCGCAGCAGCCUAAAGUGAGUCUGUUUCCGAUCUCGAAUCUUUGUUCCAAACUCUUUCACGUGUAACCCUGAAACCUCCUGAAAAGUUGCUGACUGUUCGGAACAUGGCGCCUUCAACUGCCCGCUAAUUAUGUUACAAAUUGAGUCGUUCUUGUUGACGCGCAGGUCGCCCACAUUAUCCGGAAUAUGCGAGUGCGUAAUUAGAUGGUGUUCCGACUCUCUUUCGUCAUCUUCAUUUCCUCACGCGCAGGUAAUUGAACACAAACAGCCGGUGACCGGGACGACGUCCGGAGAAGUAAAGAGAGAGACAGUCAUCGGCAGUGGCCGGGAGAGCCCCAUUGUGCGGCCAUUCAACGCGUGUCCUUGUUGCUCUCCUCCCAAUUCAAUACCGUCUGCGGUGGUGGCGGUCUCCCGAACCGCGGAAAUAUUUGUCUAACAACUCGAUGACACAAAAAGUUUUACGACAAUGCCAGCCGAUCGGACGGCCUUUGUAGAGUAAUUAUCGUGACGUGGCAACAUGUGUGACUAAGCUGAUUCUUGCAAUCUCCGCCGAUUUUCGUCUUUCUCUGGCUUUUGAGCUUCUUUUCGGUAAAGAACCAUGAUCAUCUACGUCGGGAAUGCAUCUACGACGUCCCGAUUCCGAAAGAGCUUCGUUUAAAGCCCGCAGACGCCUCAAUUGCUGUUCUCCAUGGAAACUAAAUAACUCGUGGCGUUGCCAGGAGACGCAUGCUUAGUAAUGCUCUCCUUUAUCUUCAUCUCAAUUCGUUAUUAGCCUGCAUAUUCCACCAUGGCUCUCCGCAAACAGGUUGAUUAUCCCUGCUUCUCCUCAGUUUCCACACUCUCCGAACUCCAACACGAUCGUGCCAAAAGGGGCGGCUGAAGCCGGGGCAGUGCUGAAACGAGAGUGGGAGGAGUGGCCCUGUCCCGCCCCUUUUGGCUGUGCGCGCCCUCCUCGCCUCGCUCGUCCUCGUCCUCCCCUCAUUCUUCGUCGCUCCUCGUCCUCCUAUUCCACCCUCAAUAUGAGCGGUCGAAUGUGUCUCCCUCAGUGUGUGCGUGUGCGACGGGCCGACGGCGCGCGCCCAGCGUCGAUCGUGUUCUCGUGUCCGCUCUCUAUUCCAUCUAUUGGCGCCCUCUCUAUUCCAGUCGCCCCCGGGACCCUUAUGCUUAUUCCGGCACAGAAGUCUGCCCCGUUGGCCGUGCCUUCCGGCCGCCUGAUACUUUCGUCUCAACCUCGCUUCAGAUGUCGUAGGUGAGCAAAGUUUCAGGUGUGCCGGGACACACCUUUACUUUGCCGUAGCAGCGGAUAUUAAACACCCACAGCAAUAUAGAACAAAUCGUCAUUGUUUGUGUUGGAAAUAUGUGCGUGCGUGUGUGCGUGUACGUUUAUUAUGUAUGCGACCGUCGGUUGGUUCAGCUGAAAAAGCAGAGGGCGAGUGGAGGGCAGAAGAGGGAGAAGCCUACCGACACCAACACGGACGGCUUUGUUCUUGUCGCGCACAUUCGUGGGGUGUUUGUAAGCGACUGGGGGCUGCCUGCAGAAUAUGUUAUUUAGAAGAGCUGAAAGAUGUUGAAAAGUGGAGGAGAAGGGAAGGAGGCGAGCGGCGCAGGCGAUGUGUUGUACAUUUGUGACGGCGGCCGACGACGACGGCCCCGGGCGGUUAUUUUGCGCUCAUUCACAAUGCUGUUGGCACGCGCGCCAAUUAUAUAUUGAUGAUGAUGAUGUUAUGUUUGGUCAUAUUUGUAAAUACAAGGUUUCGGCAUGUCCGGUGUGGUAGGCAAAUGUCGCAAAACGAGCGAGUCGAUCUGCUAGGCUGAUUUGAUCCGCUCUGUGACUCCAAUUUUGUUGCUGACACGACUCGACAACAACAGCGCGUACAUUUCCGCUAAAAGAAGUAAUUUCCUGCGCGUUGAAUCAAAACCCGGUGAUUAUCUCCAACUGAUCACAUGCACACAUGCUCCCUGCUUGCAAACCCGAGCUUCUGCUCUCCACCAGAAUAGAAACGCAACAGCAGUCCUCAGCGUGUUUUUUUGCGAAACGGGAUAGGCUCGUUGUCCCGCCUGGAACGACAUUUCCUCCCAUUUCCACCAGAAGGAGACGCAUCUGGCUCCAGUUGAUCGAGUGCCGAUGACGUGGCGUUCAGGAUGAGCCUGCUUGCUAGCUCGGCUGUUUGGAUUAGCAGGAAUCAGAGAUUAUCGUGAGAAAAAACCGAGGAAUCUCGUUUCGUUUUCCAAAUGAAGGGAGCCUUGUCUUUCUCUCUCUCUCUCUCUCUCUCUCUCUCUCUCUCUCUCUCUCUUUUCCCUGCUGUCGAAAGAGAAGAAAAAGCUCUCGUGGCGACGUUUCGCCCUCUCUCUCUCUCUCUGUCGCUCUCCUUGUCGCACUCGCCCUCUUUUUCUUCCCAUUUUGAUAUCCACGCAUGAAAUUUAGAGAGGGACGAAUGGUUGGGAAACGAAGACGAGGAUGCUGGGAAACGCGUCGCCAAACAGAGAGAGAGAGAGAGAAAAGGAAGAGAGGGGGAAGAGACAGAUGAAAAUCGGUCCGAAUUUAUGAGGCCGGUCGAAUGAAAGAGUUAUGGCCACUCUGUGGUUUUAAAUCGUUAAAUAUUUUUGGCGCGAACAACGGGGGAACACGUGGAAGAGGGGAACCGAAUAGGAUUACUGUAGCCAGAGGAGGCAGCGUUGAAACCCAUAUUUUAAUUUCAGGAUAGAUUGGAUGCCAUCAUCGAUCGGAAAGAAAAGAUUGCCACCGAAAAGGCGUUCGGUCUGAACCAAUCGAACGACAAGCAUCUCUGUGUAAGUUGUCCGAGUCAUCAGCUCGCUCUUCCACCCGACGCGUAGAUCAAAUUGCCGGAGAGGCGCCGCAGUUUCUUUCUUGCUCGCUCUUUCUUCUUCUUCUUCUCCUUGUUCGGACGCCGCCGCUGUCUCUUCUUCUCAAUUUAGUGCUCAAUUAUCGGCCGAGUGGCAAGAUAACAAGUGAGUGAUGCGACGAGGGGACAGCGCCGCCGCUGCCGCCAGAGCCCCACUAGCUGGUCUUCGACGGGCCACGCCGGCAAAAAGAAACAAGUCGUAUCAUGCAUAAAAUGAAGUGUUUGCCGCUUGGCUGCUCGAUGGCUCUGAGGACGGGACUCCGUCACUGCUCUCCGGCGCCUUUCGUGUCACUUCUUCCUCCUCCUCAACGACAAAUGAACACGUUGCACGUCAAGGAAGGAAACUGGAGGGAGGAAUCCAGGGGGAAAGUCUGUAAUCGAGUGUCUGUACCACCAAUACGAAACAAUUACUUUUUCGUGGCGGACGCCGGUCGGGCACUCUUAUUAAAUCCGAGUUCUGCGGCAAGAGAAGGUGUACCCAUUUCUUUGUUGUCUGCAAAUGAGGUAAUGCGAGGGUUCGUCUCCCCUCCGGAUAUCCCGCCCGUCACAUCGCAUAAUAUGUAAUUAGUAACCUCAUCACGCCCAGUUCGUAGUGCUUUGUUCAGAUGUUUCUGACUAAUACGCGACGCAUUAUGCUCUCUUUCUGCUGCCUUUGCAGCCACUGUUGAAAGCCAAUAUUAGAGUGAGGGAUACAUGGAAGAGGAAACGUUUUUUGGUGGGAUUUUGAGUGAAAUUGGAGUUUUAAAAAGGGGAGAGAGAGGCCCUCGGCAGAGACCCGCACACAAAGAGCAGUCUUCGGCAUGAAUAGUAGAUCAGAAAAGGGAAAAAGAGGGAUUCAGAACAGAGGCCGAAGGGAAUCUGCAAGGUAUAAUUGCAGGUGAGCAGUGCGGAGGCCAACGCACUCCAGAAGGAACUGGGAGCCGGACGCGAUUCGCAAUUGGGGGCUGUCUACGUCCAUGGGAUUGAGUCGCUGGACGAGUUUGAAAUAAAAAAGUCUGUCGAAAAUUAGUUCUAUCAGCUCCACAAGUGUAUUUUCAGAAUAUUCGUAGAUUUCCGUGCCGAACAAGUGUGGAAGAAUGGGAACGAUGCAAUUGUACAAUUCGAGUACAGCGGAGAAGCUGCAGCAGUACGUAUUUUAAGACAAUUGGCGAAAUAUCUCAUUUUAUGCUAUUCAGAUGAUGUUGAACAUGUCGAAGAUGAUGCGACGAGUUCGGGGGCGGAAGAAGGCCGACGAAGAAGGAGAAGUAUUGUCCGAUGACGAUGACGUGGAAGACGGGCAGAUUAUGCAGGAGAAGGGCGAUGACGUGGAGCUGAUAGAAGGAUUGCAACCGAACGGUGCGUGAGUUGACUCAGCUGCUUGGCUGGAAACUGAUGUUUGAACAACCGGACGGACUCUAUGAUUCGUAAUAGGGCUGCUGAUUGAUUUGAAAGUCAAACGAGCGCCAAUUCGGAGUGUCCUAGGAGAUGCCUUCCGCUCAUAAACAAUCUCGAUACACUCAGUUGCUCUCCGGCUGUUUAUAGUUUACGGGAAGGAUACUCUGCUCUCCGUAGAGUCGACGCUCCAAAGCAAAAUGAAAUGGGGAAAUAUACUGAAGUGAUUCAAAAGAUGGUCGAUCCGCUUACAUGGUGACUCUCGCCCACGCUCACACACACACACACACACACACAGAAACAUAAUUGAAUAGAAUAAUAGUACUCGAGUGUUUUGUUAGUUUAGUGUUUCUGUCUAUCUAUUCGCCUAGUCGGUAAUACUGCCGCUGCUGACAUUGUCAUUAUUGGUUUCCGUUCUCGAGUACACAGUUCACACCGUUGGAUGGCUGGCUGGCCUGAAAGGAUAACCCCUGGGCGGCGAGAGAUGGCCGUCGCCCCCUCGAUGUUUGCGUGUUCUUUUGUCAUCGAUCCUCCGCACUUCCCUUCCGACGUUGUGUGCCCCUGUUUAGGGACCGAUCCGUUGUUUUGGGGGGAGAAGACGGGGACGACGAUAUGUUUGGAGCCGGUCGAGCAGCAGCACAAUGAAGUAACAGGAUACUGGGUCAACUCGCGUCACUGCAUCGCUCCGCUGUUUAGAAAUGACUGCUGACUGCGAGAUUUUCCGAUUGUACGGGGAUUAUCGGAUAUUUAACUGGACUUGCGGCCGGCCCGAACGCGGACUAGCUCAACGAGUGCUGAAAACACAAGAAAAACCUAAAACGCGGAGGUGUCAGAGAUGAUCAUUAGUGCAAACAACGGGGAUGGUGUGGAUGAACGGAUGUAAUCGAGUUUGCUUAUGCGAUUAUUCUGCUUUUGACAUUUCAUCCUUUAUAUGAUGAGCAGACAAACAAAGCAUGCGGCAGGGAAGAGCGGGCGAAAAUAUAGGGGUCGAGGAUCACUAAUUACCUGCAAUUUCAGAGAAGGGCAUCGUGAACAGCGACAAGAAGAGCGACUUUGUGACCGUCGACGUUAGUGUCCGCGACAUUCCUGACGGGAAAUGGAGAGUGGUGACGAAGCACGUACCCUCCGACAUGUUCGUUAUCGUCCGGUAUCCGACGUACAAGGAGUACAGAGUGAGCAUCGGAAACUGCUUUGAAAAUAGAAAUUUACCGUUUCAGGCCAUGGGCGGAGUCCGGGAAGACGAUAGAAGAGCGCCCGUGAAGGCGGCCAAAAAAGAUUUUUGGACUCACAAACCAUCUUCGUCGAAUCGCGGAGGACUGAAUGUGUUCGAUCAGGAGGGAAAAGAGCUAGAAUGGGACUACGAACACGACACUCGCUUCUACGACGACGACAAGAAGACGGAGAAGGUGGAGAAGGUGGAAUUGCCGAAGGGAAUCAAAGUUCGCGUAAGUGAUCCGUUUUUAAGCUUCCUCUUCAAAAAUUUUUAUAUUUCAGGGUCGCGGCGCUGUAAAGUGUGGUUUCCUAUUCGGCGAAGGAAGUGGAUCGUUGGCUUGCGAUGAGCCAUCACCGUCGAAAAAGCAGAAGACGUCGGAUGGCGAGAAGGUGUACGAGAAGGACGACGUCGUCUCGCGAAUGGGCACUGCCGCACACGCCAUCCGUCCAGGAAGAGUCGAACGGCCAAUGAAAGAUCGCAUUCGAUUCCCUGAUCACAACGAAAUUCAAUUCUAA